Trachemys scripta elegans is the source of this 7338-nucleotide messenger RNA. It is a transcript of the gene FAM120C, whose product is annotated as family with sequence similarity 120C. The transcript is spliced from 16 exons. NCBI's taxonomy places the organism in Eukaryota, Metazoa, Chordata, Testudines, Emydidae. The record is from RefSeq and is a predicted model, not a curated record. Gene Ontology annotation, cellular component: nucleus. Bases 303 to 3680 code for a protein of 1125 amino acids.
GCCGCGCUUCCCGCAGGGCCUGCCGGGACUUUUAGUCCCGACCCCUCCCGCCCGUCCAUGGGUUCUAACGGGCGCACCCCGAGGGAGCAAACUACAACUCCCGACGUGCCCCGCGGCCGGGCGGGGGAGAGGCUGGCAGGGAGGCGGAGAAGGAGAAGAAAGCUACAACAUGGCGGCCACGGCCGCUCCAAAGCGCUGGGCGCUGUGAGGGGGGGCGGGGAGGAGCCCAGGAGCCAGCCCCCGGUUAGGGGAGGGGGGCCCCCGCCCCCCCUCGCCCUGACCCCGAAGUGGGGCCCACCGCGAUGGGGGUCCAGGGCUUCCAGGAGUUCGUGGAGAAGCGCUGCCCGGGCGCCGUGGUGCCCGUCGACCUGCUCAAGCUGGCCCGGGCGGCGGGGGUCCGCGGGGGGCCCCCCUACUGCGGCCUGGCCGGCUACCUCCAGCCGCUACCCGGGCCCUACCCCCCGCCUCUCACGGCCCACUCCCAGCAUGCUCCAGGGUUAGCGUCGGUAGCUCAUUCCCAGCAUGCUCCGGGGCUGGCGUCAGUAGCUCAUUCCCAGCAUGCUCCGGGGCUGGCGGCUCACUCCCAGCAUGCUCCGGGGCUGGCGGCUCACUCCCAGCAUGCUCCGGGGCUGACGACGGUGGCGGCCCACUCCCAGCAUGCUCUGGGGCUGGCGGCCCACUCCCAGCAUGCUCCGGGGCUGACGUCGGCCUGCCCGGCCCGGCUGCUGGUGGACGCGGACUCGGCCCUGCAGCGGCUGUAUGGCGGCUACCAGACGGACUGGGUGUGCGGCGGCCAGUGGAACGCCAUGGUGGGCUACCUGGCGGCCCUGUCCCAGGCCUGCCUCUACCAGGGCGGGCUGGAGCUGGCGGUCAUCUUCAAUGGCGGGCUGGGCAAGGAGCGGCUGCCCGAGUGGGGCCGCAAGGCCCAGGCCGAACGGCAGACGGCCCAGCUCAUCGCCGGCCACGUGGGCAACAAGGGCACGCCGCCCCCCCGCGCCUGGUUCCUGCCCCCCGCCUGCCUGGGGCACUGCGUCCGCCUGGCCAUGAUCCGCUUCCGGGUCAAGGUCUUCCAGAGCCUGGAGGACCAUCACCUGGAGGUGGUGUCCUUCUUCCGGGAGCGCGGCUUCCACGGGCUGCUGGCCCACGACUCGGAGUUCGCCCUGGCCAGCCUGCCCUGCUACUUCAGCGCCCACGCCCUGAAGCUGAGCUGGAACGGCAAGAGUCUCACCACCAAUCAGUUCCUCAUGCACCAGGUGGCCCAGCAGCUGGGCCUGAAGGUCUCCAGCUUCCCCGUCUUCGCCGCCCUGCUGGGUAACCACAUCCUCCCGGACGAGGACCUGGCUGCUUUCCACUGGAGCCUGCUGGGGCCAGACCACCCGCUGGCAUCGCUCAAGGUCCGAGCCCACCAGCUGGUGCUGCCCCCCUGCGACGUGGUGAUCAAGGCCGUCUCGGAGUACGUCAGCGCCAUCAAAGACCCCUGCGACCUGGAUGCCGUGGGGAGAGAUGUCUUCAAACACUCUCAGUCCAGGACGGAGGAUAAGAUUGAGCGCUUCAAGAAAGCCGUGAACUAUUAUUCGGUGACUUCCAAGAUGCCCCUAGCUCCUGUGGGCCCGUCCUCGUUUGUACUGCCAGGCUAUGGAUCCAACCACUUCGGAGGAGCAGCCCCUGCGCAGCGCAGCCCGGUGGGAUCCCUCCCCACGGGGAAGCCUAUGUUCCCACCCCACCUGGGGCCAAAGAUGCAGUACCAGCCUCCAGCCCCACCCUCCUCCUUGGCCGCCUCCUUCCCGCCGGGCCCCAGCGCCAGCCUCCUCUUCUCCCCCCACCCGCUUGGAGACGUGCCCCCCUUUCAUGAGGACCCCGUCCUGAAGAGCGGCGACUUCAACAGCUGGCCCGGCACCUACAACACCCAGUUCCCCCACCGCCACCGGGGCCCCAAGCCCUCCCCUUCCUCUGGGCCGGCCUCCUCCCCCUCCUCCUCCUCCGACGGCGAAGAGCACAACGGGGGCAGUGCCAACCACGUCUCCGAAGUGCUGCAGCCGAAGACUGGCUGGGAGGGGCCCGGUGCCGAGAAGCUGAACCAGGGCUGGGGGCAGGCUGGGGGCUCCGGCGACACCGACGGGCCCCUGGCUGGGCCCGAGCCCUCCAUCCCCUCGCUGCUUUCCAUGGCCACCCGAAACCACAUGGACAUAACCACCCCCCCGCUGCCCCCCGUCGCCCCCGAGGUCCUGCGGGUGGCUGAGCACCGGCACCGACGCGGCCUCAUGUACCCCUCCAUCUACCAUGUUCUUACCAAGGGCGAGAUCAAGCUCCCCGUGUGCAUCGAGGACGAGUGUAACACUGAGUUGCCUCCAGCCGCUGUCCUCUUCCGCGGCGCCCGCCAGCACGUCUACGGGGUGCUGUUCGGCGUGGCCGAGAACCAGCGCCGCGUGGAGCGCCUGGCCAUCCGCCGCCGCAUCCCCACGGAAGUGCCCCCUGUGAUCAUCAAGGAGUGGGCGGCGUACAAGGGGAAGUCCCCGCAGACGCCGGAGCUGGUCUCGGCCCUGGCCUUCCGCGAGUGGACCUGCCCCAACCUGCGGAAGCUGUGGCUGGGGAAGGCAGUGGAGGACAAGAACCGGCGCAUGAGGGCCUUCCUGGCCUGCCUGCGGGCCGACACGCCCGGCAUGCUGAACCCGGCCAACGUGCCCACGCACCUGCUGCUGAUGUGCUGUGUGCUGCGUUACAUGAUGCAGUGGCCCGGAGGGAGGACCCUUCAUCGGCACGAGCUGGACGUGUUCUUGGCUCAGGCGGUGUCCUCUCAGCUCUACGAGCCGGAUCAGCUGCAGGAGCUGAAGAUUGAGAAGCUGGAUGCCCGGGGCGUACAGCUGGCAGCCCUCUUCAUGAGUGGAGUAGAUACGGCUCUGUUUGCCAACGACGCCUGCGGGCAGCCGGUGCCCUGGGAACACUGCUGCCCCUGGAUCUACUUCGAUGGCAAACUCUUCCAGAGCAAGCUCAUCAAAGCCACCCGCGACAGGGCCCCCCUCAUUGACCUGUGUGACGGGCAGACGGAGCAGGCAGCCAAAGUGGAGAGGAUGAGACAGAGCAUCCUGGAGGGCGUGAACUUCAACCGCCAGGCCCCGCCCCCUCUGCUCCCGCCCCCUCCCUUUGUGCCUGCCAUGGCCGCGCCCUUCUAUUCGAUGCCCCUCUACCCCCGCACCACGGGCUCUGUGCUGCCGCCAACUCCUGGGAGGAGCAGGGGGUUCACAGGUCUCCACCCCAUCCCGCCUCAGGGGGGCAAGCUGGAGAUUGCCGGCAUGGUUGUCGGCCAGUGGGCGGGCAGUAAGCCCUCGCGGGGGCGGGGCUCCUUUGGGAUGCAGGUGGUGUCUGUCGGGGGGCCAGGGAAGGGACGCAAUCGAGACGGGUCUGGAAAACUCCCCAAAGGAAACAAGAAACUUAGCAAGCAGGGCUCGUUGGAGGGAGCAGCCAAAUCAGCAGAGUUGCAGAGGGGGCAGUCCCCGUCGCAGGUGAACGGGGGCGAGGAUUCGGGGGACGGUCCCUGCCCCCCGGCCCCAUCCCAAUGUGCCUUAGCCAGAGACGCUGACCCCUGCAGUGACGAGGGCCAGUACUGCGGGCGGCUGGCCCAGGAGGUGGAUCGCGGCCCCGAUACCAAGCUGCCCCUCCCGGCUCUGCAGAAGGAAGAGUGACGGGGGGGGGGGGACCUGAUUCGGGGGCGGGGCCAGGAGUGUGAAAGCCUCAGGGUACCAUGAGGACAGGGGGGUUGGAAAGGCAGCACCCCAGUGCAUUGUGGGGGAUCUCCUACGGCGCCCCAGUGCAUUGUGGGGGAUCGUCCCCUAAUAAAGGGAUGGUCUCCUACAGUGCCCCAGUGCAUUGUGGGAGGAUUUGUACCUGUUUUCCUACCCCCUGUCCCCUCCUGGCACCCACACCCACCCCCGAUCAUGCUGAUUGGCUCCACAACAUGGCGUAUUUUAUUAUUUUUUUAUUUUAAUAUUUGUGGGUGGGGAGUUGACGGUUUUUUAUGGUUUUUAACAUAUUAUAUAUACCCCUCCCCCGGCUCUUGUAGCGGGGGGUGGGGGGGGCGGGAGAAAUGCUAUUAAGUAUAGGGGGAGCCGUUCAAAGGAAGCCAGCCAGGAUGAAUGAAAGCGAGUGGGGAGGAGUGAUGUCGUGGUGCCCCCUGCCCUGCAACGCUGGGCGCCCUCCACUCCCCGGCACCCACAGCGCCCCUCGCUGCUCUGGGUGGAGCCCCAAAACAUCCCAGGGGUGGGGAGGCGGAUUUCCCCAAUAUUUGGCGGGUGCAGACGCCCCCAGCCCGUGUUCGUUUCGGGCGGCGCAGGGGCAAGUUCGGGGCAGAGGCGCAGAUGGCUGAAAUCCGCCCGUGCUUUGUACAGAGAGAAGAGAGAGAUUAUAUUUACAGAGACAGAUUCUAUAUAGAAACUACGUAUUUUGGGGGGAGGAAUUCCCAUGUCCCCAGCCGUAGCUCCAGAGCAGUCCGCGUCAGACCCAGGGGGGCAGGGGCAAUCGGGGGGGUCCCUCCGAAACCAGACUUCCGCGGAGUCCUCCCUCCUGGCCGCGGUUUCCAGCUGGGCUGGCCAAUGGAGGGUGGAGGAGGGGUUCAGGUUGGUGGGCAGGGAUUUUGAGGCUGGGGGGCUGUUAGGGUUUCUAUCCCAUGGGAGGGGAAUGCGGGGACUUGGAGGCUGACUGGUCGGGGAUGUAUUUGGUGUGGGGGGGACCUCCUUAAAGUCCUAUUCAAAUCUGGUGGAAAGGUUUUGUAUCCUAAUCCCCCCGACUCUAACUUCAGGCCGGGGGGCUGGUGGUGAAUUCCCAUCCUGGCCCCCCGGACGGCUCCUCUCCUGACCAAUCCACGCCCCUGUCGGCACGGGAAGGCUUGAAUUCCCCCAGAUCCAGGCAGAGACAUGGGGAUUUGGGGAACAGGGAGGGGGCAGGAAACAGGCCAAAUCUCGAUAAACUUUAUAUAUUAUUUUUCCCCCGCCUCGGGGGUGGGGGGAUGGGAGGAAAUUUAACGCCCCCUUUUGCGAUCGGGGGCACAGAACCCUUUUAUCCCUGACUGAUCCGCCAGCAAAGACUCCGGAAAACUCUCUCCGGACUCUGAUUACUUGAGCUUUCGAACCGAGGCCAAUUCCGAAUCCAACGCUCGGAAGACGCCCCCCGCCCGAGGCAGCUUGUCAGCAGGCGUCACCCUGUCGGUUUUUAUUACUUUAACCAUGUUUCAAAGUCAGGCUUCAGAUUAGGCGUCUCUGAGUGUCUGGAGACAAUCGGCCGUGUCUGCGAAUCGCGAAGGAGUCAAUCUGAAGCAUUUGGGGUUGGGAAUCUUUAGGGACAGACGCCUGGAAUUGCAAUCACUUUUAUUGCUGGAAUAACCCCCUUUUCGGGCGGGGGAGGGAAGAUAUGAUUUUAAGGACCCUCAGCAUUUUACAGAGCUCAUCCCAAUUCAGUGCAGCCAUUUUUCUCUUCUGAAAUCCAGAAAACUAAACCUGAAAUCACAGCCUCCCGAACUCCCUCCGCUAAACUCCCAGGGGGAAAUUCUGAAACGCAUCCAGCAGUCGGAAGAUUUGUAGUUUUUGCCGUCCCCGAGAUUUUAAACACGGAGUCGCUCUGGGGCGCGGAGAAGAGCCGUGGAAAUGAUUGGAGAGGCGUGAGCAGCCAGCGGGGUUCGGAAGGAGAUCGAGAGGGGACUGGAUUCUGCUGGAGAAGCUUGGCAGUCACGGUACUACAGGGCUCUUUAGUCUGGUGGAGACAGGCUGCUGAAAAGCAAGAGGCAGGAGGCUGAAGCCAGACCAAUACAAAUGGAAAAGAAGGGCCCAGUUCUUACCCAUCAGGUGAUUAACAGCUGGGACGAACUCCCAAUUGAGCUGGCCCGUUCUCCAGCUCUUGGGGUCUUCCCGUCCAGGUGAGAUUGUUUACGCCCCUCGCCAAGUGACAUAAACUACGCUGAAAACCACCGAGAUAAGCAUCCUGCCUGGCAGGGGUGUAGCGGUCUUGACUAGAUCGGCAGAGAGUCACCUUUUAGAUUUACACUGGAAAUAAAACGAGCGCAAAUCUCAACCUCGGAUGGGGGAUUUGAACUGAUCCGAGUUGGGGCCGCUGGCUCAGUUGGCUUUGCAGAAGCCUCUUUCUCGGCACCAUUCGGCAGAAUUGCAGAUUCCCCGUGCUGGAAAUCGCUCGUCCCUUGUGGAAAACCGUGGCCAGUUUCCUCGCCCCUUCCACAUCUGCUUUGGGGCCUCAGUUCCCACCCACGCUGCCUUUCCUGAUGUCGUGAGGUGCCCCGCAAACCCGACCGGAGGUAAGAAGAUCCCUUUCUUUCAUCGUUGGCAUUCAAGAAGCCUCGAUUGCCCCACCCAGCAAGGGACUUAGCUCCUCGAGGAACCACUGAGGAGAUGAUUUGGGAAUCCCGUCGUUGGAGGAUUUUAAGGACAGGUCAGACAAACCCCUGUCAGGGACGGUCUAGGUUUAUUUGUUCCUGCCUCCGUGUCGGGAGCUGGACUGGAUGACCUCUUGAGGUGCCUUCUGGCCCGUGGAGUCGGGCACCUUUGAGGAUCCGGGGCCUUGCUCGUGGCCUGGAAGACCCCGUGUUUCCGUGUCCAAGGCCAGAAGUCGAGUCUUGUGUAGGGCCGGGCGGUUUCACUGGGUCCGAGGAGAGAGAGAGAGAGCAGUUGUGAGGGGCCGCAGGGAAUCGAUUUAGGUGAGACGUGCCCAGAUGAUGCCAGCAGGCUCGGGCUGCAGUGGAAGAUGAAACUUCCCCAUUGCCAAUCUGUCGACGCUCAGCAGCUCCAAACACCUCAUCCGGGGUCCCGUCUCCAGCCGGGGCUGGUCCCAGCUGCUUCAGAGAAGGUGGAAAAGCCCCAGAAAAAUCCAUCAAAGCCCAGAGUCAUGUGUGUGAAAUUGCUGUUGGCUGAAGCGUGCGCGUGGCUUGCUGCGGGCGUCGUGUCUGGCAGCCGAGGGCAAUGGAAACCAGUGGACAAAGGCAGGAGGAGAGGUAUUUCCUCCCAGGUUCAGCCCUGCGAGUGAGCGGUGGAAUCGGGAGGACACACAUCUCUCUCAGCCGUCAGGCUGGCUGCAGGACUGACUGGUGAAAGUUGCUGGCCUCGUGUGCUGGAGCUCGGCUCGGCCAGUCCUUCAUAUGAACCUGGAACAUAUUGGAGGCUUUGGGAUUGUGCUGCUAAAUUUCUCCAUGGUUUUUUUCCUUAUCUGGGUGAAACACUUUAUGACUAGCAUGGAGCCCAUUUCCCCUGCUGGUGUCAAUUGGGGAUUCCCACAGCUGGGGGUCUGUCCCCAUUGACCCAACGGAGCUGCGGCCCAUUGACUCAAUGGUGCUAUGGCCCAUUG